AGUUUGUCUAGCUUCAAUUUUAUUUAACACAGACCGACUAAAAUUAUUUGUUACAAAAUGAGCGAAAGUACCGACUCCAACGCGACCGAGUCUGUUGUAUCAGAGACAAAGACGGACGCCGCCCCUACUCCAUGGCCGUAUACGAGCGACGACUCUUUGGAAAAUGUCCAAGUGACUGAGGAUUCCAAUGGAGAGCUGCAAAUGAGUGAGCUUGAUGAAGAUGUCCAGAAGAUGAUUACAGAGUGUUGUUCGCCUCCAACGGAUAACCAACAGCUUCAGCUCCGGCCUCGCACUUUGAGCGAAAUGGGUCUUACCAUCGAAGGCAGACGAAUCGAAUGCACAUUUGGAUUGGAUCCCAAGAUUUUGGCCGACGGAAUAACCAAGAUGGUGGCAGAACGUGACUGCACCGACGCCCUAGUCGAAAUUGAGGGCCAUUGCUUUGAAUGUCAUCUAUGUGUGCUGCAAGUGUUUACGGAAUACUUCAAACGCUUCAAAAGUGGCGACAUCAUCAAAAUAGAGGAAGCUGAAGUGACCGCCCAGGGGUUUAAGAACGUCUAUGAAUGGAUGAUACACGAAGGCAGCACCCCACAACGCGAUGGUCUGAUUGAAAUGUAUUUGGCCGCUCGGUUCCUGGAAAUGCCCGAUUUACUGAAGCAGAUCUGGAGUCUCUUCGAUGAUGCCGAUCUUGUUAGCGAGGCUUUGGCCUUCCAAUUCUUCCUAGAGGCACUGCCAUAUAACACCCCAAUGCUGCAGGCACUGCUAAUCACACGCAUCGGUCGCUUCUUCUUGUGCGCGGUGGCCAGCAUGGAUUUCUUGGACCUGCCGGCGGAGGCGCUCUACGAACUGCUGAAUCACAAUAACGUCUGCGUAAAUUCUGAAAUGGAAAUUCUACUAAGCGCUCUGCGUUGGCUCCUGCACGACUGGCCCAAUCGUAAAGAGCAUGGUGUGCGAAUAUUGAGUGCCGUGCGUUUCAAUCUAAUGCCUCCUUGGUACAUUAGCUCGCUGAAGUCAACCAACCAGCCCAAGGAGUUACAGGAACUGCUCGCAGCACCAGAACUGACCAAAAGUCUAAAUCUGGGUCUUUCUUAUGCGGUGACUCAGCACUACAUCAGCGGUGAUUCCCCCCUGCAGGAUCCGCUCUCCAUGCACAAUGCUCAGCAACGUCAAUGGGUCAUCGACGAGAACGUGGCUCAUCAUCACCGAUACGAGUGCGCCAACUGGGAGUAUCCUAGUUUUCCCGUCUUCAACAAAUAUCUAUUGUACAUAAUUGAAAAAGGGUCGAAGUACUGGCAAACGCUUAAAUAUGAUCAGCAGGACAACAUGCUGCCCUGCUGCAAGGAGGGAGCAGCUAAGCGUGCUGCUGCCACUGAAUAAACAAUUUUACAAAGUCUGUUGCACAAAAUAUUAAACCAUUAAAAGUGUAUGCAGAGAAAUGUGAUGAAAAUUGUGUCUAAAAUGAACUUUAAACAUAUGUAAUUUAAUUCUAAUCAGACUGCAGUUGUAAUUGGCCCAUUUCAAAAAACGAUUUAUUGCUUUUAUCUUAGUAUUAACACAGUAUACUUGGCUAACAAGAAUAGCUAAUUCCUACUCCUUCAAGGUUAAUAUUCUUUUCCACAUUUUUAGUAAGUUUAAAUUUGAAUAAAGAAUCAAAAAUACAAACCGCAUUCCAUGCGGAGUAA
Messenger RNA from Scaptodrosophila lebanonensis, 1679 nucleotides. RefSeq names its product kelch-like protein 40. The transcript has 2 exons. The record is from RefSeq and is a predicted model, not a curated record. Gene Ontology annotation, molecular function: protein binding. The coding region runs from base 58 to 1374 and encodes 438 amino acids. Lineage: Eukaryota; Metazoa; Arthropoda; Insecta; Diptera; Drosophilidae.